AUGGCGCCUUCACCAUCACUCAACAUCCCCAAGUCUCCGUCAACCGUCUCCGUUUCGGUGAUCGAGACAAGCUCCAGGAUCAUUGCCAAAACUAGUGUGGUCGUCCAGCCUCACAUCGUCGGGCACGAUGAGUUUAAUUGCCCCUGCUAUUCAUUCCUGAUUGGACACCAGGCCACGGGGGAAAAGAUCCUCUUCGACCUGGGUAUUCGAAAAGAUCCAGAAAACCUCUCGCCCAGGACCCAUGCCUUCACCAAGGCCAUGAGCAUCUCUUCACGGGUCAAUGUGUCCGACAUCCUCGGGGACGAGGUAUCCAAUAUCUCGGCGAUAAUUUGGUCACACCAUCACUUUGACCAUAUUGGGGAUCCGUCGACGUUUCCACCCUCAACCGCUCUCGUCGUUGGCCAGGGUUUCAAGGACGAAUUUCUGCCCGGCUAUCCCGCCAACCAGGAUUCAUGGAUCAAGGAGAGCGACUACGCGGGUCGGGAAUUUGUCGAGUUGAAUUUCGCCGAGGCUGGUUUGAAGUUGGGCCAGUAUGACGCGGUCGACUAUUUCGGGGACGGUUCUUUUUAUCUCCUCGAUUGUCCUGGCCACACGGUCGCCCAUAUAAUGGGCCUGGCUCGAACGACCACGGAUACUUUCGUCCUCAUGGCUGCAGAUUGCUGUCAUCAUGGAGGAGAGUUCCGCCCGAGUCCAUAUCAGCCACUGCCUGAGUCGAUCGAUCUACCCGUAACUGCCAAGGGCAAGCUGCGGCCCUUGCGGUCGCCUUGUCCCGGGUCCUUGUUUGUGAAGGUACACCCGAAAAAUUCGCGAACGGAAGCCUUCUAUGAGUUGAACAAUCCUCACAACUCCGACGCAGUCAAGGAGGCGAUGCGAAGUCAGCGGAAGCUGGAAGAAUUCGACGCGAGUGAGGAUGUCUUGGUUCUGACUGCUCACGACUCGGACGCGGCCGACGUCAUUGACCUGUAUCCAAAGACUGUCAACGGCUGGAAAAGUAAAGGGUGGAAACAGCAGCUCCACUGGGCGUUCCUCCACGACUUCCAAGUAGAGUGA
Molecule: messenger RNA, 1050 nt
Organism: Cladophialophora psammophila CBS 110553
Lineage: Eukaryota; Fungi; Ascomycota; Eurotiomycetes; Chaetothyriales; Herpotrichiellaceae
Exons: 1
Coding region: 1-1050 (349 amino acids)
Source: RefSeq, a predicted model, not a curated record